Molecule: messenger RNA, 3231 nt
Organism: Alternaria incomplexa
Lineage: Eukaryota; Fungi; Ascomycota; Dothideomycetes; Pleosporales; Pleosporaceae
Exons: 2
Coding region: 1-3231 (1076 amino acids)
Biological process (GO): mitotic spindle organization; regulation of mitotic cell cycle
Cellular component (GO): mitotic spindle
Molecular function (GO): protein binding
Source: RefSeq, a predicted model, not a curated record
AUGUCGCUUACGCCCUCCAAUCCCCGGAUGAUGAGCCCAGCCAUCGGGUCCGGCAUCAAGCUCAAUCCCUCUCCCUCCCCAUUCUUCAAGACGACCCCGCGCUCGCCCGUCAAGGCUGGACGCGCCGAAGCCAGCCUUGCCUUGCGCCAGGUCAUCGGCACCACGACCAAUUCGGCCAAUGCCUUUGACAGCCUGCCGUCGGCGAGCACCUUUGGCUACACGGCGGGUGCUGCCGCUGUCAUUGCGUGCAUAGACGACCAAGGCCGUGUCACCCAGCGCUUCUACCGCGCACGCCCGACCACCAACCCCAUCAAUCCCUCGGCUUCCAUCUAUGGCGGGCCAUCCACCCCGACCCAGAACGAGAGUCGCAACCGCACCGCCGUCUCGUUGCGCGACGCCGGCUUCGGGGGCUCACCACUCCCGUCGCCCAGUGCGCCCGACUGGGCAGACUCGCCGAGCAACAGAGCUUGGAACAUGAAAGAGAAGAUCAAGGCGGCAACCUGUGUCAGCUUCAGUCCUGACGGGAAAUUCUUCGCCGUCGGAGAGACGGGCUACAAACCGCGUGUACUCAUCUUCUCUGCCUCAUCAGACGCCCCCUCGGACACGCCCCUCACGUCUCUCUCGGAUCACACCUUCGGCGUCAACUGCGUAGCCUUCAGCCCCGACUCGCGCUUCCUGGCUAGCUUGGGCUCAGCCAACGAUGGCUUUUUAUACAUCUGGCACAUCAACUCCCGCACCGGAGCUGCCACGCUGCAUGCUAGCAACAAGUGCGUCAGCCACAUCAAUCGGAUGGCAUGGAUGGGAAACAAGCUCGUCACUGUCGGUGUCCGCCAUGUCAAGGUCUGGAAGAUCGAUGACCUCAACGCCACAAUGCGCAUUAGCAAGGCGCGCCAGAGCGAUGUUUCGUUCCUCUCAGGUUCGACCCAUAAGACAUUACCAGGGAGAAACUGUAUCCUGGAGAAUUUGAAGGAGUCCACAUUCACAAGCGUCGUCGCUAUAGCCCGGAACAAGGCCAUCGUGGCUUCUGACAAGGGAGACAUAUGUCUCAUCGACGAUACCGAAUCUGACCAUCGCUUCUCGAGACUAGUCGAUGCCGGCUUUCCUGUCAGUUCUCUAGCAGUCGACGUCAAGGGACGACUUCACAUCGCCGGUAGCCAAGGCGCGCUCAAAACCUUCAACAUAAAGGAGAUGAUCGGAAGACUGACUCCCCCGCCCUCGCCUCCACCACGCAUAGAGUCUCCAUCCAUCUCGGUCACGGACAGCAGUCAGAUCGGUGUGAUUGCUUGUCUCAAAGACUACCUUAUCACUGUCGAUGCACACCGAGCAAUUCGACUGUCGCAACUGUGCUCCGAAGACGACGAAGGCGUCGUCGGCAACGUCGUCCACACAUUGCCUGCGCACGGGCAUGCUGUGUUAGGAGUACACGCUGGUCUCAUACAACCAAACGUUUUCGAGGCUUCAUACUACACAUGGGCAGCUGAUGGGACUGUCAUCUUCUGGAGUCAAGGAUCCUGUAAAGGUUUGCUUCAAGUACAGCUUGAGCAGCUGGACGAUCCCGAGGCCGUUCCGAACGAGCUACGGACAGUUCGUGUCUCUGCCGAUGGCGCUUUCCUCGUCGCAGGAGACAAGUAUGGCGUUCUGCGGUUCAUCAAUUGCAACACCAAAACCUGCACAUUAGAGUUCAAGGCUCACGCCAGUGAAAUCACUAGCAUCGCCAUACACGAAGAGCCGAAUAUCACUUUUGUCGCAUCCGCCAGUCGAGAUCGCACCGUUCAAGUGUUCACCCGAUUAGAGCAGACCUGGGAUCUACUGCAAACCUUGGACGAGCAUGUGGGAGCAGUUAACGGGGUUUCCUUCUCACGAAAUGGCGCUCGUCUAGUCUCGUCUUCCAGCGAUCGAAGCCUCGUCGUUCGCGAACUGUUGUCUCUCGAGGAGGCUCGUGGAACGACCCGCGCUUUUGUCAUGUCACGCGCUAUCAUGUUGAAGGCAACCCCAGUGUCGUCAGCCUGGGACGUUGAUCAGGAUGAUGUCUUGCUUGUGUCAACCAUCGACCGUCAGGUCCACAAAUUCGACAUUCGAACAGGUCAAAGUCUCAGCAACUUCCGUGCAUGCGACACUGAUGGUGGGGAUGCCGUUGUUCUAUCUUCUCUAGUCCACAUACCACGUAAUUGGGGCGCUCCACUAAUAGCUGGUGUGUCGAGCACCGAUAAGUCGAUACGCGUUUACGAUGAAAGCGGCUCUUUGGUUGCUCGUGACUGGGGCCAUACUGAAGGUGUCUCUGACAUCGCGCUUGUGGAAACACCUGGGCAAGUGAGUGAAGAGUUGGGCGAGAAGUCACUGGUCACAGUAGCAGUAGACGGGACUAUAUUUGCAUGGGCUUUGGCUUUACAGGCUCCCAAUCGUCAAGACAUAUCAAAGUCGAUGGAUUUGCUCGCCCCAAAUACGCCUUCCAACCAGGAUCUGCUAUCCAACAAGCCACCUCUACGACGCGUAUUCUCACAAUCCGAAUUAGCACGUUUUCAACGCUCCCCCGUGGAAGAGACUCCUCCGAACACUGGGAGCAAGUCACCAAAGCUGCGUAAAAAAGUAUCAAAAUUCUCCUUGGCUCCAACGCCGAAACUUGAUCCAUCUCCUAUGCCUACAAGUUCACGCGAAGGCCGAAUAACAGCAUGGAAUGGCGGGGGUACAAUACGCAAGAACAAGAACCGCUCCCCAUCGCCACCUAGCCCUAAAAACCCGCAACUCGGCAAACGUCGCGCCUCCAUGGACGCCAGAAGUCGCGCGAAAGCACCUGUCAGCGACUCUAGCAAGAUCGGAGCGUCGACCGAGAGUUUAUGCAGGACCUUGCGAGCCUACAGGAAACGUCUUGCAAACACUAGUGAUACUAUUAGCCCAGAGAUAGCGAAAGAGGUCGAGAGGGAGCUUGCGGCUACCGCGAGGGCAAUUGGGGAAAGGAUAAAAUCCAAAGCUUUUGAGGAGACGGUCAUGGUCAAAUUACUGGACCAAUAUUCCGAACGGUUGGUGACCAUGCUGGAUGAGAAAAUCGCAGCUAGCGUAGCACAACGGGUACGCGAGAGUAGCGUUGGCAACUUCUCAGACAGUGCAGAUUCGCCCGUUCUUGCACAGCAUCCAUCAAGAAGUAGAGCGGGCAGUGAGGAAAUUGGAGCGGGUCGUGUAGAUGAUUUGGAAUCGGGGACCGAGGCCCUGGUCUUAGAGACCACGGAAAGGUGA